AUGGCAGAAUUUCCUAAGAACAUAACGGAUGGAGAAGAGACAACCUAUGAUGGCUGUGAAGGCCCUGAUGCCAUGUAUAUGUCAAAUUGGUAUCUUUGGAGGGUCAUGAUUUUAAAAAGAGAACACGCACUAACAUCCGGAACAAUAAAAGCCAUGUUGAGUGGCCCAGGUCAGUUUGCUGAGAGCAAAACUAAUGAAGUAAAUUUUCGAAAGAUCCCUUCACGUGUGCUAUCAAAAGUAUGCACGUAUUUUACCUACAAGGUUCGCUACACUAACAGCUCCACAGAGAUUCCUGAAUUCCCAAUUGCACCUGAAAUUGCACUAGAAGUGCUGAUGGCUGUGAACUUCCUAGACUGUUAA
Molecule: messenger RNA, 360 nt
Organism: Ailuropoda melanoleuca (giant panda)
Lineage: Eukaryota; Metazoa; Chordata; Mammalia; Carnivora; Ursidae
Product: elongin-C-like
Exons: 2
Coding region: 1-360 (119 amino acids)
Biological process (GO): ubiquitin-dependent protein catabolic process
Source: RefSeq, a predicted model, not a curated record